AUGCCGACCAAAGUUGUUCCUACUGUUGCUCAGAGUGGGCCUCGAAAGGUGAAAAGACACCGGGCCAAGAAACAGAACCCAGAGCCUACUUCUCCGCUUGGAGUGUUGCUGAAUCAUGAAAUCCCCCAGAUCUGCAAAGAGCACAACCUGACCCUUGAGCAGGUUUCAAACCCACUCAACAAGGUGCUGAACGAUUCCGAGCUGCGCAAGAAGUACAACAGAGUGGUUGAGUCUGUGGAGAUCCUCAAAUACUCCUCCAACGGCGAGGGUCUUGCGUUGCUACCGCAUCCAGAGAUUCCAGGCGGAAAGCAGAUCGCUGUUGUUCCGUUCGGCAUGCCGGGCGACGUGGUGACUCUGCGCGUGUUUAUGACGAAACACACGCAUGUUGACACCGACUUGCUGAGUAUCGACAAGUCGUCGGACUUGAGAAAACAGGACCUCAUCAGAUGUCGCUAUUUUGGAGCCUGUUCCGGCUGCCAGUACCAGCCGAUCGAGUACGAACAGCAGCUCGAGUUUAAACGCAACACCAUUGUCAACGCAUACAAGUAUUUCGCUCCUCGGCUGGGUGUUUUGGGUAAACUGCCGGAAGUUGGUAAAACUGUUGCAAGUCCUUUGAAGUACGGGUACCGUACCAAGCUCACGCCGCACUAUCAGCUGAGUCGCCACGAGGACGCGAAAACAAGACCCAACUUUGGAUUUGGGUCCAAGGGCCGUCCAUCCUGGCGCGAAGUUCCUCUCAGAGAGUAUCCUGGAGAGGUGAUGGAUAUCGAGGACUGUAUCAUUGGAACAGAGAUCGUGAGACAGGGAAUGAAGAAUGAGCGUGCUCGUUUGGAGUCGCAAGCUGCAAAGGGCGAGAUAAAGCACAAGGGUGCUACCGUCCUGCUCAGAGAGGACACUAGACGCAACAAGGACGAAGUGAAGGGAUCCACAGACGAAAUGGGUAAGCUUUCAAUUUUGGAGCAGGACGACAAGUUCAAGACCUGUGUUACGGACAACAACGCGAUUGUGAGCGAGUACGUGAACGGUCUGCGGUUUGAUUUCGUUGCAAACGAGUUCUUCCAGAACAACAACUCGAUUCUUCCGAAAGUGAUCGACUACGUCAAGUCGAACCUGGCACUGGACAAAUCCGGCGACGACUACCUCGUGGACGCAUACUGUGGGUCCGGAUUGUUCAGUAUUUCGUGUGCGUCGUCGGUGCGCAAGUCUCUCGGAGUGGAGAUCUCUGCUCACUCUAUCGCUUUUGCCAAGAAAAACGUGGAGCUUAACAAUAUCGACAACUGCGAGUUUAUCGAGGGUAAAGCCGAGAAACUGUUUGAGAAGAUCGACUUCCCGAAGGACAAGACGUCGGUGAUUUUGGAUCCACCAAGAAAGGGCUGUGACGAGGUGUUUUUGAAACAACUGGCCGAGUUUUACCCAAAGAGAAUCGUCUAUGUCUCGUGUAACGUCCACUCGCAAGCAAGAGACGUGGAAUACUUCCUCACGGAAACAGAAAAGGGAAAGGACUACACCCUCGAAAGCAUUAUCGGGUUCGACUUCUUCCCGCAAACCCAUCACGUGGAAGGAGUUGCGGUGCUGAGCCGUAAAUGUUGA
Messenger RNA from Ogataea philodendri, 1590 nucleotides. RefSeq lists its product as uncharacterized. The coding region runs from base 1 to 1590 and encodes 529 amino acids. NCBI's taxonomy places the organism in Eukaryota, Fungi, Ascomycota, Pichiomycetes, Pichiales, Pichiaceae. The transcript has a single exon. Gene Ontology annotation, molecular function: tRNA (uracil(54)-C5)-methyltransferase activity, S-adenosyl methionine-dependent. Gene Ontology annotation, biological process: tRNA processing. The record is from RefSeq and is a predicted model, not a curated record.